Pieris macdunnoughi is the source of this 1596-nucleotide messenger RNA. Lineage: Eukaryota; Metazoa; Arthropoda; Insecta; Lepidoptera; Pieridae. The record is from the annotation of a GenBank genome assembly.
AUGAGUCAAUCACGUCUUGCUUCUUGUAUACCGCUUCCACUAGACAACAAAGUACUUUCAAAUGUAGUAGAAAAAGCAAAAGAUUGGGCACUGAUGCAUGGUGUGGGGAUGAGAGACAAAGCACAUUUCUCAAAGGAUACCAUCCAGAUUGCUCCUUUUGUGUUACUGCCAUCACCUUUUCCUAGAACAGAGUUCACAAAAGCGGUGGACUUGCAACCAGUCUUGAAUGAACUAAUGCAUAAGGUUUCCCAUGAUGAUGAAUUUCUCGAAAAAACUCUUCAAAAUGCUCUUGAAGUCGACGACUUUACGGCCAAGUUAUAUAACAUUUGGAUAAAAGUUCGCGAAGAAGGAAUAACACAGCCAAUAUCAUUAGGGAUGCUGCGAUCUGACAUCAUGCUGGAGUCGCGUUGUCCCCACACUGAGAACCAGUGUGCCAAGCACACUCCAUACUGUUCCUGGAAGCAGGUGGAAAUCAACAGUAUCGCAUCCGGUUUCGGUCACCUGGGACCCUCUCUCAGCCUGGGUCUAUUUCGCUCCGACUAUCUGAUGCAGCAACCAGACAGCAAUCGAAUAAAACAAGUGGAGUUUAACACGGUGGCAGCGAGUUUCGGCGCCAUCACCUCUUAUCUCCCCACCAUGUUUCGUUAUAUCUUGAGGCAGUUGGGACAUGGGGAACUUAUCAAAAACAUGCCAGAAAACAGAGCCCUAUCAGGUUUGUGCUCGGGUAUAAUCGAGGCCUACGACAUGUUCGGUGUUCCCUCCGCAGUGGUGCUCUUUGUGGUCGAAGAAGUCUCCUACAAUAUUUGUGAUCAGCGGUUCCACGAGUUUGAGAUAUCCGAGAAACGGCCCGAUAUUAUGAUCUACAGGAAGACGUUAAACGAAAUCUACGAAGAGGCCGAGUUGAACGACAAGAAACAGCUGGUCAUAGAGGGUCGGCCCGUGGCAGUGGUGUACUACAGGUCCGGCUACGAACCGGCUCAGUACCCCUCGCAGAAGGAGUGGGACGCCAGGCUCAGGGUCGAGAGAUCGUCGGCCAUCAAGUGUCCGUCGAUCCACUACCAACUCGCGGGCACCAAGAAGGUGCAACAGGCUCUGGCGGCUCCCGGAGCCCUCGAGAGGUUCGUGGCCGAAGGGGAGCUGAGGUCCCGGGUUCGAGACAUCUUCACGGGACUCUACUCUCUGGACUUCGACGACAGCGGCGAGAGGGCCGUCGAAAUGGCGAUCGCCGACGCGGAAAGAUUCGUAUUGAAACCCCAACGCGAAGGAGGCGGAAACAACUUGUACGGCGCCGAUGUGAAGGAGGCCCUUUUGAGGAUGAGACACAGUCGCGAACGAGCGGCCUAUAUCCUCAUGGAGAGGAUAUUGCCACCCUUGAUAUCGGGAUACGUCGUGCGUCCGAACGCAGCCGUCCCUCCGUCUCUAUGCGACCUGGUCUCCGAACUCGGCAUCUUUGGCGUUAUUAUUGGAAGUAAAGAGAAGAUCUACAGCAACCGCCAAGUGGGUCACAUGCUCCGGACUAAACUAGCGGACGCCAACGAAGGGGGCGUGGCUGCGGGUCUGGGGGCUUUGGACUCGCCCUAUUUACUCGAUUUAUAG